This is a messenger RNA of Gavialis gangeticus (Gharial), 8846 nucleotides long. RefSeq names its product homeodomain interacting protein kinase 2 (gene HIPK2). The transcript is spliced from 15 exons. The record is from RefSeq and is a predicted model, not a curated record. Lineage: Eukaryota; Metazoa; Chordata; Crocodylia; Gavialidae. The coding region runs from base 231 to 3848 and encodes 1205 amino acids. Gene Ontology annotation, molecular function: protein tyrosine kinase activity; ATP binding; SMAD binding. Gene Ontology annotation, biological process: positive regulation of transcription by RNA polymerase II; peptidyl-serine phosphorylation; intrinsic apoptotic signaling pathway in response to DNA damage by p53 class mediator. Gene Ontology annotation, cellular component: nucleus; cytoplasm; PML body.
CCCUCCCAGCCCCUUCCUUUGCGGCGGCGUUUUUGUUAGAUGGACAGGAGCAAGGCUGGAUGUUUCUGCCGGCCCCCGCGCUGAAGUGAGGCAGUGAUGCAGGAGGCUGGCAGCUUCGGCUCUACGGAGAGACACAGGCUCAAGAUGGCAGAUGGGUACUGAGUUUGGGGGGCUGCGAUCUCGCUUCAUCGCCGGUGUGGUUGCCAUGCAUUACAGACAUCCUCGCACCGAUGGCCCCCAUGUACGAAGGUAUGGCCUCGCAUGUGCAGGUUUUCUCUCCUCAUACCCUUCAGUCAAGUGCCUUCUGUAGUGUGAAGAAACUGAAAGUGGAACCCAGUUCUAAUUGGGAUAUGACUGGGUACGGCACACACAGCAAAGUCUACAGCCAGAGCAAGAACGUGCAAUCCUCCCAAGCAGCAGCAGCAGCAGUCAACGCCUCUCUACAGAUCCCCAACCCCAGCAUCCCUUACGAACAGACCAUCAUCUUCCCAGCAAGCACAGGGCACAUUGUGGUGACAUCUGCCAACAGCACUUCUGGUGUGGUUGCGGUGUCUGGGCAAACACUGGGUGGCCCACACAACCUGAUGCGGCGAAGCACUGUGAGCCUUCUGGACACCUACCAAAAAUGUGGACUUAAGCGGAAAAGUGAGGAAAUUGAGAACACAAGUAGCGUGCAGAUAAUUGAAGAGCAUCCACCAAUGAUUCAGAACAAUGCCAGUGGGGCCACAGUAGCCACCGCCACUACAUCCACGGCCACAUCCAAAAACAGUGGCUCCAACAGCGAGGGGGAUUACCAGCUGGUGCAACAUGAGGUGCUGUGUUCCAUGACCAACACAUAUGAAGUAUUAGAAUUUCUUGGCCGGGGAACCUUUGGACAAGUAGUCAAAUGUUGGAAACGUGGCACAAAUGAGAUUGUGGCCAUCAAGAUCUUAAAGAACCACCCUUCUUACGCCCGACAAGGUCAGAUUGAAGUGAGCAUCCUGGCCCGCCUGAGCACGGAAAGUGCAGAUGACUACAACUUUGUCCGAGCCUAUGAGUGCUUCCAGCACAAAAAUCACACUUGCUUGGUCUUUGAAAUGUUGGAGCAGAACCUCUAUGAUUUCCUAAAGCAAAACAAGUUCAGUCCAUUGCCCCUUAAGUACAUCCGGCCAAUCCUCCAGCAGGUAGCCACAGCCCUAAUGAAGCUGAAAAGCCUGGGACUGAUUCAUGCGGAUCUCAAGCCAGAGAACAUCAUGUUGGUAGACCCAUCUCGACAACCAUACAGGGUCAAGGUCAUAGACUUUGGUUCAGCUAGCCAUGUGUCUAAAGCUGUGUGUUCAACCUACCUUCAAUCCAGAUAUUACAGAGCCCCUGAAAUCAUCCUUGGUUUACCAUUCUGUGAAGCAAUUGAUAUGUGGUCACUGGGAUGUGUCAUUGCAGAGUUGUUCUUGGGCUGGCCUUUAUACCCAGGAGCUUCAGAGUAUGAUCAGAUUCGCUAUAUUUCACAGACACAGGGGUUACCAGCAGAGUAUUUGCUAAGCGCAGGGACAAAGACUACAAGAUUUUUCAACAGGGAUACAGAUUCACCGUAUCCUUUGUGGAGGCUGAAGACACCAGAUGAUCAUGAGGCAGAGACGGGGAUUAAGUCGAAGGAAGCAAGGAAGUACAUUUUCAACUGUUUGGAUGAUAUGGCACAGGUGAAUAUGACAACAGAUUUGGAAGGAAGUGAUAUGUUGGUGGAAAAGGCAGACCGGCGCGAGUUUAUAGAUCUGUUAAAGAAGAUGUUGACUAUAGAUGCAGAUAAAAGAAUAACACCGAUUGAAACUCUGAACCACCCCUUUGUCACCAUGACGCAUUUGCUUGAUUUUCCCCACAGCACACACGUCAAGUCUUGUUUCCAGAACAUGGAGAUUUGUAAGCGGCGAGUGAAUAUGUAUGACACAGUGAACCAGAGCAAGACACCAUUCAUUACACAUGUGGCACCAAGCACAUCUACCAACCUGACCAUGACCUUUAACAACCAGCUGAACACUGUCCACAAUCAGGCCACCAACCUGGCUCCCACCUCUACCAGUGCCACUAUUUCCUUAGCCAACCCUGAAGUCUCCAUACUAAAUUACCAAUCUGCACUCUACCAGCCCUCAGCGGCGUCCAUGGCUGCGGUGGCCCAGAGGAGCAUGCCCCUACAGACAGGAACAGCGCAGAUCUGUGCUCGGCCUGACCCCUUCCAGCAAGCCCUCAUCGUCUGCCCUCCAGGCUUCCAAGGUUUACAAGCCUCGCCUUCGAAGCAUGCUGGGUAUUCUGUGAGGAUGGAGAACGCCGUUCCAAUAGUCACUCAGGCUCCAGGGGCCCAGCCUCUUCAGAUCCAGCCAGGACUCCUUGCACAGCAGGCCUGGCCUAGUGGUACUCAGCAGAUCCUGCUCCCUCCAGCCUGGCAGCAACUGACCGGAGUAGCUACCCACACUUCAGUCCAGCAUGCAACCGUCAUCCCAGAAUCCAUGGCAGGAACCCAGCCACUGGCAGACUGGAGAAACACACAUGCUCAUGGUAGCCAUUAUAAUCCCAUCAUGCAACAGCCUGCGCUUUUAGCUAGUCAUGUGACCCUUCCAGCAGCUCAGCCGUUGAAUGUGGGUGUGGCUCACGUCAUGAGGCAACAGCCAACCAGCACCACUUCCUCCCGGAAGAAUAAACAGCACCAGUCAUCUACAAGAAAUGCAUCCACCUAUGAGGUGUCAUCGUCCCAGUCCAUUAGCUCUCCUCAGCGAUCGAAACGAGUGAAGGAGAACACCCCCCCUCGCUGUGCCAUGGUGCACAACAGCCCUGCCUGCAGCACUUCUGUCACGUGUGGGUGGGGUGAUGUGGCUUCCAGCACCACCCGGGAGCGGCAACGGCAGACAAUAAUCAUCCCAGACACACCCAGCCCUGCAGUCAGUGUCAUCACGAUCAGCAGUGACACUGAUGAAGAGGAGGAGCAGAAGCAUGCACCCACCAGCACACUCUCCAAGCAAAGAAAAAACGUCAUCAGCUGUGUCACCGUGCACGAUUCCCCCUACUCCGAUUCCUCCAGCAACAACAGCCCCUAUGCAGUGCAGCAGCGCGGGGGACAGAAUAAUGGGAACACUUAUGACACAAAAGGGGUUCCAGAAACCCACUGCAGCGGGAACCCACGAACUAUAAUCGUGCCACCACUGAAAACCCAGGCCAGUGAGGUGCUGGUAGAGUGCGAUAGCCUGGCACCAGUCACCACCAGUCACCACUCAUCAUCCUACAAGUCCAAGUCCUCCAGCACCGUGACCUCCACAAGUGGUCACUCUUCAGGGAGCUCAUCUGGAGCUGUUGCAUACAGGCAGCAGCGACCAGGAGCACAUUUCCAGCAGCAACAGCCUCUUAAUCUAAGCCAGGCCCAGCAGCACAUCACAACAGAUCGCACAGGGAGUCACCGACGACAGCAAGCCUACAUCACUCCAACAAUAGCUCAGGCCCCAUACUCCUUCCCACACAAUAGUCCCAGCCACGGUACAGUCCACCCCCACCUGGCCGCGGCCGCAGCUGCUCACCUACCUACCCAACCCCACCUCUACACGUACACUGCCCCUGCUGCACUUGGGUCUACAGGCACCGUCGCCCACCUGGUGGCCUCCCAAGGGUCUGCUCGUCAUGCUGUGCAACACACCACCUACCCAGCCAGUAUAGUCCACCAGGUUCCCGUCAGCAUGGGCCCUCGAGUUCUACCAUCACCCACCAUCCACCCGAGUCAGUACCAGGCUCAGUUUGCCCAUCAGACCUAUAUCAGUGCUUCUCCAGCCUCCACAGUCUACACUGGAUACCCGCUGAGCCCCACUAAGGUCAACCAGUACCCUUACAUCUAAACACUGGAAUAAGAGAGAGACACACCCACAAAGAGGGAGUGAGGUGGCUGCUUUUAUAUUGAAGAACAUGACAAACAAACAAUGCAAUGAGAGGCUCCUGUGAAACUUGAACGAAGGAGUCUUUAAGGAAGAAAUGAGAGAGGCAAGAAGGAGAAAACCAAUUCUACACUUUUAUUUAAAAAAAAAAAGAAAAAGGAAAAAAAGAACUGAAAAAAAAAACAAAAAUAAAAAACACAAAAAAACCAUUCUGCACCAAACUAGAGAGAGGGGGAAGCAGAAGGAUCCCAAAGCUGGGUCCUGUGCUUUGGAGAACUUCACCAAUAGACUUUUAAAGAUUAUUUUCAUCUGAUAGUGAGCUACAUUUAAUAAUUUGUUGUCCAGAACGCCUAAAACAAAAUCCACUAGGUUUUUAAUUCAAUAAAUAUAUGGAUUAGGGAUUUAUCCAGAAUUUUGAAGGGUUUAUGCCCCAUCUUUGCACUGUUCUCCAUAACCCUAAUGGUGUGUGAGGUGUUUUCUGCAGAGAAGAGAGAGGGAGGAGUGGGUCGGAGUGGCGGGGGGAGGAAGGGACCAUUCCAUCACUAGAAACUUCGGCCCAGCACUGAUACGCUUAAAACACACCCAUGCAAAAUGGAACGACUGUGACAUUUGUCAAGAUCAGAAGCAAUGGGGCUAUUUUCCCCUUUCUCUGAGCACCCUGGAUAAAUCCCUGAGAAAUGUUAUUCCUAAAAAUCAUCUUUAAUAAUGUAUGUCAGAUUUCAGUUUCUUGAUUUUAUUUGGAAAAUUUAUUGUUAAUCCCUAGCCAUUUUAAUGUAGGAGUAGAAGUUUUAGCUGGCCCCCUACCCCCAGGUAGAAUGUAGCACUAUACAGUACAUACACCCUUUUUACUAUUUUGUGUUGAACUUCAAUGAUACCAAUAGACUAUUCCUCAAUGUGAUUGCACAAAAAAAGUGAUAUAACAUAGGCAUGUAACAAAUGUGAUUGUCCAGGUAUGUGUGUGUGUGUGUGUGUGUGUGUGUGUGUGUGUGUGCGCGCGCGCAGAUGCUGCCUUCUCUCUGUGGUGUGUUCCUCAGCACAGCCAUUACAACUGUCACAGUCUUAGUUUUACACCAUUCCCUUGUAGUGCCUUACCGAACUACAGAUGCGGUUUAAGGGUUUACUUCCACUGGUACUCCUAGAAACUGACUGAGGCUAGUCGGAAUUUAAUCUCAGCUCUUCUUCUUUUGUUGUUGUUAUUGUUGCUGAUCAUCUAGUUAUUUUUCCCCCCAUGCUGUCAAUCUUAGAUCAUUUGCUAAUGUGCAGGUAUUGGGGAAGUUCAUGGGAGUUGGAAGGGCAUAUGCAUAAAUGUCUGUUUAGCGUAGGAUGGGCUAAAAGUGACCCUAUUGGUCAUGAAACCCAGUACAACUUCCUAAAGGGUGAAAGAUUUCUUCUGUGGGUUGUUUUUCUUUUUUUUGUUUUUGUUUUAGUUUCUUGUUCAAAUAACAAACUUCUCCAUGUGAAACCUAAUUCUCAUUCUGCUGUUUGCUAACAUUUGUGUCAGAGUAGAAGGACAGAUUCCUCCAAUCAUUGCUGUGGAAUAUCGAGCACAUUAAAUAGUUUGUUUGGAGUGUGAACAAAGAUUUAGCCCAUUCAGUGGGGGAAUACUGGUCCCUUAAAGAAUUGUUUCACUAGAUCUCCACAGAUGGCAGGGAAAAAAAGGGAGCAAGAGCAUGAGAUAGAGAUUCAGUUCAGUCUAGAGUGUCAGACUCAGGUUUGCUGAGUGCAGAGAGUACUUUGAGACAUCAGGGCCCUACCCAGUGUAAUGUAGUUCUGACUGUAUUCAUUUCCCCUCUUCCUCAGCCAGCUUGUACAAACAAGUUCCUGUAGUGGUAGAACGCCUUUUCCACUUGGUAAAUUAAUUCUUACACUGGGUCCUCCGCUCCAAAGGAACUAUAAACGGUCUUGUUUUCAGAUAGGUUUCCAAAGAGAGACUUUCUUACAAUUGAGUGAGUUGGGGGCAAAUCUCACUGAUAAAAAUGGAUUUGCCACUGCAUCAGUACUUAUAAGUGUUUCUAGAAUACCCACAUCUGCUUGUGGGCUUGUUGGGAAGGAGAGAAGAGACCAAGAAAAGAGAGUUUGGUGGCAUACUUCCAUUAAAGUUCUUAAGUCUACAUGGCUACUCAGUGCCACAGCUCUCCCUGUAACUACAGCAAGGCAUGUUUACAUUUUUUUUAAUACGCUGGACAAUGGCAGGUUGAUUUGGAGAGAGAGAAAGAAUGAUUCCCUUGGGUGGAGUUUAGAACAAGGCCUCUCAAGAGGAAAAAUUUCAAGAAAAGCAAGCAGAGCUGUACUAUCUUGUCGUGAGCACUUGCCCUCCCUGGAAGGGAUCUCACUAUGCAUAGAUGGUUGGAUAAAACUGUCUUCUUUUGGCAAGCCAGUUACUAACCUUUGCGUUUGCCAUUUCAGAUUCCUGCACUAUCCUUGCAAAGUUUGAUUUUCCCUUCUCUUCCUCAUUCCCACAAAGUACAUAAAGGAUCUGAUCUCUGAGCAGUCCAUGCACCUUAUGCCUUGCCAUUAGAAAGACAACACUUUCCAUUUAUUUAAACCAGGAAAUGAAUUCCCCAUUCUCUCUGUAAGUUUCCGUUGCAUUCCUCUCCUAUCCCAUCAGUUCAGGAAUGAAAGCUUCAUGCUGCUUGUCAUUAAAAGGAAUAAUAUUGUUAUUUUAUUGUAUGAUUGUUAUGAUUAUUAUUAUUUUAAUAUUAUUAUAUUUUACUCUGGGUUUUAAUUGCACACGCAUUCCUGCAUCUUUGUGUUAUUUUUUUCUCUUAGUAUUGUUGUUGUUGUUAAUUGUAUUGUGAAUUGUUUCUCUCCAUCAAUGGCAUCAGAAACUUUGCUGUGUCUGUGAGAAAUGUAGGAAGAGAGGGAAACACACGGUCUGAAAAGGUAAAUUGUGCUGAUAGCAUAGAUGGAGAGCCAGGGCACACUGGCUGUGCCCUUGAGGGGAUGGCACAUUAUACCCCAGAGCAUGUCUGCAUUUCAGCACAGUUCCAGAAACCCUCACUUAGAGGCAGAAGUGAGACAGCAACUCAGAGUCAUUUUCCAGCAGCAAGAUUGGACUGAAGGAAGACCAAGGCUGUGGGUCCAUAAGGUCUGGCUCACCAUCAUCUUACAGUAGCUAAUGUUGAUGGGACACUUAAAUCAGACCAAGACUCCAUACACCCCAGUCAUGCACUAGCCAUGACCCAGUUAGCCUUUUAAUUAAUCCUAGCCCAGGCUAAAUGUUAGGGCUCAGUUUCCCAGAUGGGAUAGCAUAGGGGUAGCUUUUCAUGGGGUAUCCUGUCUGCCUACAAAACUCUAAAUAGAACCCCAAAGGAGGAACCAGUGUACCUCCCAGUCUAGUCACUGGAUAAAUGACACUGAGAGACCGUGAUGGUGUUAAGUAGCUAAAAAUCCAGCAGCAGAAAUAAAAUGGUCCUGGCCUUGCUCUACCAUUGCUGGUGAUUCAAAAUAUGUCCAUAUGGCCAGCAUACUUGGCUCAUGGCUUUCUUCCUCCUCCAUGUAGCUGGUCUUUUUUCUUUUAAUUAUCACUUAAGGAAUUUUAAUAAGCUUUUUUUCCCCUGUUGUAUGGGAUUCAGAUAUUUAAGCUUUCCAUUACAUCUCCCACCCUUACUAGAAUGGUGUCAUAGAGACUGCGCCCUGAUUCAGGACAGGUUUAUGUUCCUUUGAAGUCACUGGGACUUCAGCAGUUACUUAAUCAGGUCUUUUUGUGCUCUGCCAAGUCAAGGCAGAGUUAAAUGCUUAAGGAUUAAUGCUUAGAUUCUUUGCUGAAUGAGGUCUGACAGAGCAGGGAUGGGAGGAAAAGUUGGCUUCCCUCUCUGAGGCAUGUGGGAUUUUAUUUUUUGUGUUUUCUCAGUGCAUGCUCUUUCACAACAGCAUACAUUUGAUUUCUCUGGGAACAGGGUGACCAUGAUAGGAUGGCACCCUUCUGUGGUGGGAAAGGAUACAUUGCAAGGUGGAAGGGGCAGUGGUUUAUCCUGCUCAUGCUAGGAUUGCAAUCUUCAAGCUGUAUCUGUGGAGGAGGCUGGAUUAGAUGGCCCUUGAAGUCCAUUCCUAUGAUUCUAGCUACAGACCUGAUCCCAGCACAGUCAGGAAUGUAUUGAGUAGGGGUGGAGGUCGCAAUAAUAGUGAAUGACGUCCACAGUCUGAAUUGUAUUUAGGUUGCAAUGUUAAAUGAGGAUGAUGGGUCAGUAGGUUGGAGCAAACAAUGCCUCUGCUCCUACUCCCCUUUGAAAAUAUGGUUUGGUAAAUAGUAAUACUGCUAGCCAAACAAGCAGACUAAGAUUAGAAAGGAACCAAGUGCUUAGUAUUCUGUUGGUCCUGCACAAAUAAAAAUAGCUGAAUUAUUUAGCUUGCAUAGAUCUUUGGAGUUGAAAACAGGAUUGAUGUGUUUUGGAAUGAGCUUUGGGUUCUUUGUGUGCAUAAAGCAAACUGCUUGGCAACCUGAGGGAGGAGGUGAAUGGUUUAGUACUGGAAGUGUUUAGUGGUGGUUCAUGGUUGGCUCAGUUUAGAAGUGACCCCUUUCCCCAUUGCAUUGUCUUCGUGAACAGACAUUGCCUCUUACUAGAGCUGGACAUUCAAGCUGCUGAAACUGGAAUGUAGAAAGAGGUGGAGACACUAGUUAACUAGAACAGAAAGAGAAAACAAUGGAAAAGCUGGAACUUUUUUCACUGAAGACUGGUCAACUCCAGCUGUUUUGAGAAAACAGCUGCAAUUGCAGCUCACUCAUUAGAAUUGCAUAUGCUUACACUGUGGCUGAAUUUGACUAUCUGGGUAGGUUUUACUCUUUCUCUCUCUCUAGUAGUUCUUUCACGAAGCAUUCAAGCAAAGGGAUGAUUCUGUCUCUGAUAUUUUUCUUCUUUAUAAUCUCAAGGAACUAUCCCUCAGAAUUUGGCUUGAAAGAAAUUCCAUUACUAAACUUGAAGGGAAAGUAAAACCCUCCUUUUUUUCCUUUAACCAAAGAAA